Molecule: messenger RNA, 2479 nt
Organism: Osmia bicornis bicornis
Lineage: Eukaryota; Metazoa; Arthropoda; Insecta; Hymenoptera; Megachilidae
Gene: Dtd
Product: D-aminoacyl-tRNA deacylase 1-like
Exons: 11
Coding region: 175-2088 (637 amino acids)
Biological process (GO): tRNA metabolic process
Cellular component (GO): cytoplasm; Golgi apparatus
Molecular function (GO): D-tyrosyl-tRNA(Tyr) deacylase activity
Source: RefSeq, a predicted model, not a curated record
AUUUUGUUAACUCUUUGCUAUCUAUUGAUAACGAUAAUUGACAAUUUUAGACUUAAUAUGAAAGCCGUAAUACAAAGGGUAACGAAGGCUAGCGUUUCAGGCGAAAAUAUUAUUCUUAAUAAAUAUAUACAAAUAUAUUAAAUAAAGAACUAAGUUUAAAACUAUUGAAACAAAAUGGAAGAAAAAACUGAUAAACAAGAAGCAGGGAAUUCAAAUUUAGAUGAUAAAUUAAACAAUUCUUCUGAAAUAAGAAAUGCAGAAAAUGUGGAAAAUGUGGAAUUAAAGCAAUCUAAAGCUACAAACACAGACGAUGAAUUAUUUAAUUCACGACAAUCGCGAGAAAUUCAAACGGAUACCAACGACCUAGAAUCAGUAGAAAAAUUAAAAAACCGAUUGGACACUUUGAUGAAUUCUUUGGCUACUCUUUCAGCAGAAAAAUCGAAAAUGGAAGCAAAUUUUCAAAUAGAUAAAAAACAAUUAAGAAAUGAACGCGAUGAAUAUGAGAAGGUAAUAAAAGAUUUAAAAGACAAAUUAAAAAAAACACAGAAUUCAAAUCACUCAGAAAUUGAACACGUAAAAUGUAAAUUAAUUAUGGAACGUCACGAGAGAGAAAAGGAACAGGCAGAUCAUGCUAAAAUGAUAAAAGAGCUUCAAAAAUUAUUAUACGAUGAACGUAAGAAUAAAGAACAAUUAGAAGCACAGCUGAAGAGUCAGUUUGCAAAUAAAACACAAUGCAAAAUACUUGAAGCAGAAUUAGAAAUAACUAGGAAUAAAUUAAGACAAGCUGAAGAAGCAGCAAAAGAAACUCCUCCAAUUUUAUUAUCUCUGCAGUCUGAAAUGGCUCUGAUGAAGAAACAGCAUUUGAAUGCGAUACAUGAAGAGCAAAAGAGAGCUGCAACCGCGGAGCAACAGGCCAGAGCUUUAGCAAUGACUCAUGAAGCAAGAGUGGCUGGCUUAGAAGCAAGAUUGGCUGAACUCUCAGAAAUUGUCGGAGGAUACGACAAAAUGAGACAACAAGAUCAGCAAGCAAUUCAAAAACUAAAAGACCAAUUAAUCAGUUUACAAGAUUCUGAGCAUGAUUAUAUUAAUUUAAAUAAUGAGCCUGAAGAGAUUAUCUCUAAGAUAAAGAAUCUUUAUACCAAAUUGUUGGAUUUGGACAAUAAGAAGAAUGAAUCAACACAUGUUAAAUUGUUAUUACACAAUCUAGAAUUGUGUGACAAGCAACACGUUGUUGAUUACAAAGAAAAGUAUGAAAUUUUGUUGCAAGAAUUUGAAGAUUACAAACAACAAUGGAAAUACAGUAAUACAAAUAGGUCCUAUAAUAUUCAGAACCAAAAUAUAGCGUUGUCUCAUGAUAAAAAUAAUAAGACGCAACUACAUCUUUUGAAGGCACAUAGUAAUAAUUUAGAAGAAAGAAUACGUGUUUUGAAUAAUGAAAUUAUAAACAAGGAAAGGGAAUUACAAUUGAAAUUGGAGCAUCAGCAAAAGUCAUUUCAAGAGGAUCGAGAUAAAUUGGAGCACAUGUUAAUACAAAAAGACAACGAAUAUCGAAGUAAAAUAUCUACAUUAGAACAACAGUUACUGCGUCAAAGAGAAAGGUCAAUGGCUCUCAUAGAAGAAAAAGACAAAGAAAUCAUGAAUCUAAAAUCAUCUUUUCAUGCAGCUCUGUCUAAAAAAGAAAGUAUUCAGAAUAAAUCAGAUGAAAAUAAGAGAGAACCUGUUAGUGACUUAAUGACAGGGUUAUUAACAAGUGACAGUCCUCCAAUUCUACAUUACAGUCAAGAAUUAGCUAGAAAAGAAGUUCAGGUAUCAACUUCUCGAAGGAAAGUUUUAGAAUUAGAAGCUACACUACGAGAGAGGCAAAGAGAGAUGGUUCAUAUAAAGGAGAAACAGAAGGAAGAGAUAAAAAGUUUACAGGCACAGAUUGCGAGACUAGAAGCAUGCAAAUCUCGAGAAGGCGCUAAUUUGGAAUAUUUAAAAAACGUUUUCAUUAACUAUUUAACUACCAGUGAUGCUUCUAGUAAACGUCAUAUGUUGAAUGCAAUUUCUACAGUGUUGCGUUUCACUCAAGAGGAGUUAAGUAAGUGAUGGUAAUACUAAUGUACAGAGGCCCUUAAAUAACGUUUCCCCGAGAAAAGUACAUCCUCUUUGUGCACUUCGUCGAAAAAUGAAAAAAAUCAAUGUAAGUUUAUCCACCAUAAUGGACUGUAACUUGGUUUUAUCUGCAAGUACUUUUAUACCAAUUAAAAUGCUGCCUCAUUCAAUUCGGAGAUCCUAGAACACAGUAAUGUACAGUACUGGGCACGGAGACUUCUCUAAGGUGAAUGGCAAUAGAGGGGAGAUGGCCCCAUAUAUGUAUAUGAUGUUAGGGCCCUAUCCUUGCAUGGAUGUUUGCGCGGGAAAUUUGGAUUGAUAUUGCAUAUUUCUUAGUUAUAUACUAAAUUUGCUCAUGUUUAAUAAUUAAAAAUUAUAUUGUGAA